Messenger RNA from Gracilinanus agilis (Agile Gracile Mouse Opossum), 3828 nucleotides. It is a transcript of the gene CLIP4, whose product is annotated as CAP-Gly domain containing linker protein family member 4. The transcript has 11 exons. Gene Ontology annotation, biological process: cytoplasmic microtubule organization. The coding region runs from base 1 to 1524 and encodes 507 amino acids. NCBI's taxonomy places the organism in Eukaryota, Metazoa, Chordata, Mammalia, Didelphimorphia, Didelphidae. Gene Ontology annotation, cellular component: nucleus; microtubule plus-end; cytoplasm. Gene Ontology annotation, molecular function: microtubule plus-end binding. The record is from RefSeq and is a predicted model, not a curated record.
AUGUGCGCUUGCGUGCUGCGUGCAUGCGUGAGCCGGUUACCAGCGCCCGGGAGGCGGCAGCCGUUGGAGAAUGAUAAAGGACAGACCCCUGCUGAUGUUGUUCCAGACCCAGUCGAUAUGCCAUUAGAGAUGGCAGAUGCAGCUGCCAGUGCUAAACAAGUCAAGCAAAUGCUACUGGAUGCCAUCCCUUUGUCAUGUGAUGUCUCAAAAGCUGUGCUUCCAAAUUAUGAGUCUACAGCUGCCAAAACCACACUUGCAUCAUUGGGCCUGAAGUUGGGAGACCGUGUGGUCAUUGCAGGACAGAAGGUUGGAAUAUUAAGAUUUUGUGGCACUACCGAAUUUGCCAGUGGUCAAUGGGCAGGCAUUGAGUUGAGUGAACCAGAAGGAAAGAAUAAUGGAAGUGUUGGAAAAGUCCAGUACUUUAAAUGCCCUCCAAAAUAUGGUAUUUUUGCACCUCUUUCAAAGAUAACCAAAGCUACAGACCGAAAGAAGAUUGUAGUAAGAACACCAUCUACACGUGCUACAGCUUCCAUCAAGUCCCAGAAAAUUGAUGUCACUCAUGUAACUUCAAAAGUAAACACGGGAUUAACAACGUCAAAAAAAGAAGGUGGUUCAGAAUCAACACCUCUCUUGUCUCCUGGUGAAGGACUGAAAACCGUACCUGGGAAGGAAGCUGUCCCACCUGCAUCUAUGAGUUCUUCCUCUUCUGUAUCCUCUCUGGACAACAAACAGAUUCACUCCAAGAAAUCAAAUCCAACCAACAGUAAUAAGGAGGCAACGAUGAAAAGUUCUUCCAUUUCAUCGAGAGCCAGUGCUGGGUCUACUACUUCAGUUACAUCUGCAGGAAAUAAACGGGAUGAAGAAAUUCAUGUUGGAGACCGAGUGCUGGUGGUAGGCCAGAGGACUGGCACAGUCAGGUUCCUUGGAACAACAAACUUUGCACCAGGAGUUUGGUGUGGCAUCGAGCUUGAAAAACCCUAUGGCAAGAAUGAUGGUUCCGUUGGAGGGGUGCAGUACUUUACUUGUCAACCAAGAUAUGGAAUAUUUGCUCCCCCAAACAGGGUGCAGAGACUAAAAGAUACUCUUUCAGAGAAUGUAUCAAGUAAACGAAAUCAUCCAGGGCCAGGUUUUAGGCGAAGUUUCAGUACAACUUCUGCAUCUUCUCAAAAAGAGAUAAAUAGAAGAAAUGCUUCUGAAAAAUCCAAAAGUGCUUUAUUCCGUCGAAGCUGGAGCAGCACUCCAUCUACCGGGGGUGUAGAAGGGCCUGUUAAGCUGCACCAGGGCUCCCAGGUUCUCCUGACCAGCUCUAACGAGAUGGCCAUCAUUAGGUAUGUGGGCCCCACUGACUUCGCUCCAGGAACAUGGCUUGGACUGGAACUCAAAGGCGCCCGGGGAAAGAACGAUGGCUCCGUCGGGGACAAGCGUUAUUUCACCUGUAAGCCAAACCACGGCGUUCUGGUUCGGCCAAGCAGAGUCACCUAUCGGGGCAUCAAUGGAUCCAAGCUGGUGGAUGAGGACUGUUGACCUCGAGAGGGGCAGGGCUGGGCAGCUGGGCAUACGGCAUGCAGGGGCAAUGGCCUACGUGUGGGUAACAUGCCUCUCUUCAGAGUGACAUUAAGGCCAUUUACAGAUUAAACUUUAAACAAAAAGAAUAGGAAGAUUUUAAGAAUCAUGAAUCUCAAGAUCAUUUUAAGAUAGUUUAUUUUUCAAAGCUUUUAGACCCAAGUAUGGUCCUAGGAUGUCAGAAAAUUGUGCCAUUAGGAGACCAACCAACAUGUUCUGUUGCCUGUUCUGUCUUACUUUGUCGUUAUACCAUUGGAUUCUUGUUGUUCAAAGCAUUGGCUGCAUUUUACUUUGAUGUUUUCCUUUAGCCGUCAAAAGUGUCUUGGGAAUCGUUAUCCCUGUCUGCACUUUGUCCAGUCAGAGCUACAAAAUGGCCCUAGGUGGCUGAUCAGUCCUAAAAACAGCCUCUCUCUCUCUGGGCCUCCAGAGGAGCCCUAUUUCAAACAUGCAGAGUCUAGAAUUGUAGACUUGAAAAGACCUCAUGACUUAUCUAGUCUGGAUCUAGUUUAUGGAUGAGGAAACUGAGGCGCAGGAACAUGAAGUGAUUUCCCCCAGGCUCACAGCUGCUGAGGCCUUCUGACACCCAGCCUUGUGCCAUCUGCACCCUACGUGCUGCAGGGAUCCUCGGCAUUCUUCUGAAUCACUUCUCAAGGAUCACUGACAAAGCGCCCUUCAGAGAGUCAGCUCCCAUUUUCAAUACCACCUUAUUGCUGCAUAAAAGACCACAUUUGGAAGAAGCACUUUUAAAACUUGAUGCACUUUCAUCUCCAUGGAAAUCUCCUCACUGCAUCUUGAAACGCUUUGCCAGUUUUUCUUGCUGGCUAUAAAGAAAUCGCUUAAAAGAUGCACUUAAGAGAACGGUGUAGAUUGAGACAUCCUAGACUGGAAGUAGUCAUGUAAAUAGCUCACGUAUAGAAUGCAGUGUGGUCUACCACACACUUUUCCUUGCUCAUAAAUAGAAAUAAAAAUAUUGCACAGAUAGCCGAGGUCUUUGUGGUACACAUUCAAUUCAAGCAUUUCUUUAUUUCUCUUUGGGGUGUUACUCCUAAGGUGGCCAUGACAUUUGCCUUAGUUGGUUUCAGAUUUUCCCAAUCAUUGCCCAAGUAUUUGAGCUUUGGCUAAAUGUUACACAAAUUCGACAGGGGAACCCAUUUUCUUUCUGCAGCUUGUGCCCAUCUUCAAUGGUAAGCUUUGUAACAGAAUACCAUUGCAAGGUAUUUGUGUUAUGUCUGUGUCUGAAUGUUUCUGUCCCAUAAAUGUAAAAGAUUUAUAUUUUAUUGUAGAUAUUUAGAUUUGAAGAGACUACAAAAAUAGUAAAACAGUUCACUUUAUAAGAUUUAAAAUUAUCCUUAACAAUGGAACUGCCUUUGCACUUAGAAAGAAAUAACAUGUUCAGAUAUUUUGCAAUAUACUAUUUUUAAACUGAAUUCUGCUGCUCUGCUGCUCUUUUGAAAAAAAAAAAGUAUGGUAUUUCAAAUACUGCUAGACCUAUUUUCCUGAACUACAUUUGCAAAACAAGGCUGUAAUACACUGCCUUUUAAUCAAGGAAUAUUUUUACUGACUAAAGAAAAUGAAUGUACUGUGAUUUUGAAUGUAAACUUAUUUUAUUAUACCGUUUCCGAAAAACUCUGUUUAUUUAUACCUUGAGAUGUAUGUGGAUACCCAGAACUUUUACCAAGUCUAAAAUGUUUCCUCUUGUACAUCAGAGCUCUAUAAAUUAAAAUGUGUUAUAUUAAUGUUGACAAUGAUUUGCUUUUAGGGAAACCAUAAACCACCAUUUUUUCCUCCCUUGCAACCUUUAUUUUCUUUCAUGCAUAUAUUAUGUGAAUAGAGAACAUCUAUUAAAUUCAUACAAAUUUAUACAUUCAUGCAUAAAUACAUGAAAAGAUUUUUUUCAUCUUUAGCUUAUUAACUGUCAGUCUACUCGUACUGAAUUGUAGCUUCUUGAGCAUAAAUAAAAUGGGAAACCAUUGUGUUUUGGAAUAGUGUCUCAUGAUGGACUCUUUCUAUUAUUCUUUUCUUCUCCUUUAGCCCAUAUCAUUAGAAUAUACCAUCAUUUUCUUUGAAAAACAAAACAUUUUAUAAAGAAUUGGGGGUUGUUUUCUCUACUAAGUCGACUGUCCCUGUGUGCUUGACUCUUCUCAUAAACUCUUCAAAAAUGAGUGUGUUUUCUUUAAUACAGCAAGGUUGGUUAAACAAACCACCCACUGUGGAAAGUGUUUUAAUAGGCAGAUUGUUAUUUCAUAAACUCUUGCUAGAAACAUA